Molecule: messenger RNA, 1609 nt
Organism: Boeremia exigua
Lineage: Eukaryota; Fungi; Ascomycota; Dothideomycetes; Pleosporales; Didymellaceae
Exons: 3
Coding region: 181-1434 (417 amino acids)
Molecular function (GO): dipeptidase activity
Source: RefSeq, a predicted model, not a curated record
CGAAAGAUGACCACAACUUCCAAUGCCGAGAUUCAUCUUCCGGAGCUACAAAAGUCCCCCCAUAUCAAAAAUGUAUUCUGCAACCCCUCUUUACCUUCUAACACCUAGAGCGAUACAUAAUCAUUCUCAUUGUCGGACACAACACCACAACUUUCGAACCCGCAACGUACACAAAUCGAUAUGGUAGCUCAAAUGCACGCGCGAAAAGCAACUACGGAUUUAUCGGAGGGAGCACGUGCGACCAUAACCUCAACCAUCGAUAACGCUGACGCCGAGCUGUUCAAAAUCAACAGAGCUCUCCACGAAAACCCAGAGCUGGGUUACGAAGAGCAUUUUGCGCAUCAGACUAUCACGUCUUAUCUGUCGUCCCUCGGCUACAGUGUCAAGAAGCAUGCAUAUGGAUUUGACACCAGUUUCGAAGUGGAGUAUGGGUCAGGUGGCCGUCUUGUCAUCAUAUGUGCAGAGUACGAUGCACUUCCGGGUAUUGGUCACUCGUGCGGUCACAAUUUGAUCGCGACUUCUUCAAUUGCCACUUUCAUCGCUGCUGCAGAAGCAAUGAAAAAGCACAACAUCAAAGGGCGACUACGUAUACUUGGUACCCCGGCUGAAGAGGGCGGAGGCGGCAAAGCAAAGCUGAUCGAUGCUGGCGCAUUUCCCAAAGACACAUCUGCAGCUAUCAUGGCGCACCCGUUAGCAGCGCACCAGGUUUUCAAUACGCCUGGCUACUAUCAAGGCCUUGCUGGACUGAAACUGAUCGCGAGUCACAAGUUCAGAAUCGAGUUCCGUGGCAAGCCAGCACAUGCCGGAGGGGAGCCAUGGAAUGGAGUAAACGCUCUGGAUGCGGCUGUCUCAGCCUAUGCAAACGUAGGUCUGCUAAGGCAGCAGAUGGAGCCAGAUGAACGAGUGCACGGAGUUAUUGAAGCUGGAGGCACCGUGCCAAACGUCAUCACUGAGUACACGCGGAUGAACUGGAACGUCCGCAGUCCUACUAUAGAGCGAGCAGACAAGCUGCUUGCUCGUGUCAAGAACUGUUUCGAAGCAGCAGCUCUGGCCUCAGGCUGCAAAUUGGAGUAUAUCUACUCCCCGACAUAUCUCAAUCUUCGCGCAAACAGAACAUUAUGCGAGCUGUAUGCUCAAGACAUGGACACGCUUGGUACAAAAAUCCAAGUCAACCAGGAAAGAAUGAUGAAUGCUUCGACAGAUAUGGGUAACGUGUCUCACAUCAUCCCGAGCUUUCACGGCGCUUUCGUGAUCCCAGCUGGAAACGACGUUUCAGCACACAAUCCUGCAUUUGCAGCGUGUGCAGGUACAGAUGAGGGCCACAAGGCAGCGUUGAACUGUGCAAAGGGCAUGGCAAUGUUGGCUCUGAGAGUACUGGUGGAUGAAAAUGUCGCCAGGAGGGCGAAGGAAGAUUUUGAACUGGAUGAUGAGUAGUCAUAUGUUGUAGCUAUGCUCUUGCUGUAGGAUGAUGUGCGUGCAUGCCGUGUUUGCAAGCGAAUACAUUGCGUUUAGGAUGAAUUCUCGCGUUCUGGGGGCAUUUGAUGAUCGAUGACGUCACAGACGCGUCUCAUCGGCCGCGCUUUUGAGUCGUGUUUUGCUUACCAGCCAC